This is a messenger RNA of Paramuricea clavata, 362 nucleotides long. Lineage: Eukaryota; Metazoa; Cnidaria; Anthozoa; Malacalcyonacea; Plexauridae. The record is from the annotation of a GenBank genome assembly.
AAUUACUAUAUAUCAACUAAAAGCAGAGGGUACACGCGAAACGAAUCCGGCAAAGUGGUACAAAACCAUAUUUGAACUUGCUGCCGCUAAUGACUGUAACUCUCAACCACCAGCUGAUGCAGCAGACUUAGCGGAACGCCUGCAACAAAGCUUCACCAAACCUUGGCAGAAUGCCAAUCCCACUGAAAUUCCGGACGUUGGGGAAAUUGAACACCUACUUAAGAAUGAUACCAGUCCCCCGUUGCCUUCCAUCGGACAAAUUAAGGCUACCCUUAAACAUCUAAAUCCGAGGAAGGCCACUGGCUCAGAUGAGAUCCCUCCAUGGUUACUGAAACGUUACCAUGAAGAACUUAUUAUUAAUG